UUAAUCAAUCUGUAGCUUCGCCGGUUCAAGUUGAGAACAUCAAUUGCGCUCUCAUCUCACUCGUCAUUCCACAUUGGAACAGACGAGUGAACACUGGACUUAGAACCGGAUUUUCGUUUCGUAUCAUGCUCCAUCAUUUUCAUAUAUUAACCGCAUUUGUCGCGAUUUUUCUCGCUUUAUAUUAUUACCUCACGUCGAAGUUUGAUUUUUGGAAAAAUCGUGGCGUGAGUGGACCCAGGCCUGUACCAUUCUUUGGAAACGCCAAAGAUGUUCUGCUACGAAAAAUUGGAAUUGGCAGCUUCAUCGCGGAACUCUAUAAGAGAUACGACAACGAGGCAAUGUUCGGGAUAUUCAUCGGCAGAUCACCUAAUCUCGUUUUGCGCGAUCUUGACCUUAUCAAGGAUGUUUUAAUUAAAGAUUUCUCUAUAUUUGAUAAUCGAGGAUUAAAUAUUCCCGAACGAGCCGAACCUUUUUCCGUAAAUUUGUUCAGCGUAGACGCUACAAGAUGGCGACCAUUAAGAAUGAGAUUGUCACCGGUAUUUACCUCUGGUAAACUGAAGGAAAUGUUCCCCCUGAUAUUGGAAUGCGCCGAACACUUGGAGCAAUGUUUGGAGGAUGCUGUGAAAAGAGGUGGUCCUGUCGAUUGCUUUGAAAUACCAGCUAGAUACACGACAGAUGUUAUAGGGAGUUGCGCUUUCGGAAUCAACAUGAACGCGUUGUCGGACGAGCGUAGUGAAUUCCGCAAAAUGGGGCGAAACAUGUUCGAUCAAAAUAUGAUCAAGUUUACGAGGAAUUUACUUCGAGAUUUCUUUCCACGUUUCUACAAUUUGCUUGGCUUCGUAUUACCGUACACGGAAUCAACCGUGUUCAUGACCAAGCUAAUCAAGGGAACGAUCAAAUACAGGGAAGAGAACGACGUCGUGAGGCCAGAUUUUGUAAAUUUGUUGAUGGAAUUGAAGAAGCAUCCGGAAAAAUUAAAGAAUAUUGAAAUAACGGAUACUUUACUUGCCGCUCAAGCUUCCGUUUUCUUCGCGGCUGGAUUUGAAACGUCAUCGACGACAAUGGCACACGCUCUUUACGAAAUGGCACUGAAUCCUGACAUACAAGAUAAAUUACGAAACGAAAUGAAAGAAUUCCACGCGAAGAAUAAUGGGAAUCUGAAAUACGAGGAUAUCAAAGAAAUGAAAUAUUUGGACAAAGUAUUUAGAGAAACACUUAGAAAGUAUCCACCAGGAAUGCUUCUGAGGCGAAAAUGCAACUCUAAUUAUACCUUCCAUGGUACAAAAGUAUCGAUACCCGCUGGUACUUCUGUAAUUAUUCCUCUGUAUGCAAUUCAAAUAGAUCCAAAAUUUUAUGAAAAUCCAGACGUGUUCGAUCCUGAAAGAUUUAACGAGGAUGCAGUAGCUGCAAGGCAUCCAAUGACCUAUUUACCAUUUGGUGAUGGACCAAGGAAUUGCGUUGGAGCACGAUUUGCCGUUUAUCAAACAAAAGUUGGAUUGAUAAAAAUACUGCAAAAUUUUAGAGUAGACGUUUGCGAAAAGACGAUGAUUCCUUAUGUAAAGAAGAUAAAUUCAAUUACAUUGGCACCUAGAGAUGGAAUUUUCUUGAAGAUAGAAAAAAUAACUGAUUAAAGUAAAAGCAAAGAUAAAUUGGAGGGAAAAGAUA
Messenger RNA from Apis mellifera (honey bee), 1665 nucleotides. Its product is annotated as probable cytochrome P450 6a17. NCBI's taxonomy places the organism in Eukaryota, Metazoa, Arthropoda, Insecta, Hymenoptera, Apidae. The transcript has 5 exons. Bases 126 to 1631 code for a protein of 501 amino acids. The record is from RefSeq and is a predicted model, not a curated record. Gene Ontology annotation, molecular function: oxidoreductase activity, acting on paired donors, with incorporation or reduction of molecular oxygen; monooxygenase activity; heme binding.